Physella acuta is the source of this 2195-nucleotide messenger RNA. RefSeq lists its product as uncharacterized. Lineage: Eukaryota; Metazoa; Mollusca; Gastropoda; Physidae. Gene Ontology annotation, molecular function: receptor ligand activity. The record is from RefSeq and is a predicted model, not a curated record.
GCCGGUAAUAAAACUGGUAGCGAACUCAACGCGUCUACUGCUUUGGUUUCAGUUUCGAUAAAUGCGAUUGGCGGCGGGCUUGCGCAAUGAACGAGGCGACACUUCCCCGCGCAGUUUGUUGUGGAAGUCGUUUACGACUGAGGAACAAACAGCUCAUCAAUACAGCGUUAUAGACACCAUAGACCGAACGUUCUGAUGUGACGUUGUGCACACAGUUCGAUGACGUAGACAGCAAGGUUUUUAUCUACUCAUCUCCAAAGCCAUUCACAAAAAUGUGACUAACAUCUUGAGAACCUCUGUGACACCGUUGUGUUUGAUCGCUAGUUCACCAAUCUCUUUGAUCAAUUCCAGAACGUUCUACACACACACAAAUAAUUUGCAUAAUGGCGUCGUUUUUGGAUAAUAGAUCCCUUAGGGCUUACAAGGACACGCACAAUAUCCCCGCGUGUAGAUCCGGGGACUUGUCUGAAAUGGAUUCGAUCACAACCACCGCAAAAUGCGGAAACAAAGUUCAGGAUUACAUUUAUUCCAAGAAGGAAUCUGAAAGUCCCUUUCUGAAAAACUCUAUGAGGAAUCCCACCGCCGUAGCUGUGCUCAAUUCUACGGACCUAGCUGGAUUUCGGACAUUCCAAAAGGCGAAAAGCCGGAAGAUAUCUCGCACAUGCCGGAAGUUGAACCCGGUGUUGACGUUGGUGCUGCUACUCACGGUUCUAGUACUGGCCGUGUUGACUGUACAUAUUUACCGGCAAAUCACGGCUCUAGAGGAAACGGUCGACCGGCUGUGGAGGGAGAAUCUGUUUGGGGUUAAAAUGGUGGAAUUCUCGAACAUCGCAGAAAGCCUUACAGGCGAAGCUGAUGCUGAUCUGCAACUCGAUACACUGAGAUAUGUCCCGUCAAGUUUCUCAGACGAUGGAAGAGCUCUCUCACGCCAAGCUCGGCAAGCAAAAGAUUCUAAAAACAAGAACGAUUCGGAAGGCGAGGCUAAAAAGAAACAAAACAAGUCAGGAAAGAAAAACGCAGCUUCAGAAAAAGCUACGGACCUUCAGUCGUCGGAGUUUGAAGUUAAUUUUUUUAAAGACUGGUAUGACUACAAAACUAAUUUUACCAAACAAGAAUGCUUUGAAGACGAAAGAUGGCCGACUCGUCCAAAAGCAUGUAGGAACCGUACCCUGACGUAUGCUCAAGCAGAUUCGCCCCUGGCUUUUUACGUAGCACGCUCAGAGGGUAGUCCUUCAAACCACAAGAAGAGGAAACGGAAAAGUAUGCAGCCAUUGGUUGAAAUAUCCGAUCAAAAAAAUGGAAUUUUUAAAGUUAAGGAACCGGGUGUCUAUUUGAUUCAUUUCAAGGUGUUGAUGGUGGAUGAGACAGAAACCCACUCCCUGGGAGUUGUUGUCAACAACCAAACAAUGCUUGCAUGUCUCAGGGGCGGCUUCACGCUGACCAAUAAUGAGGGCUCAUCUAAAUUUAGACUUUGUGUAAUAGACGGCGUAGUUGAAAUGAAAGCAGAUGACCAGCUCCAGUUGAGGACGUUUGAGCCCAACACAGUGGUCCGGCUUGCUGACAACCUGAACUCACAGUUUAAAGUUAUUCUCCUGCACAAGAAUGUUCCAGCUUAGAUGUUAUUUCAUUGGCUAAGCCCAACCAGGCUCAUCCAAUAGUUGUUGAAAGAAACGGGUCAAGUUGAUGUAUAUAUGACAGUGUAUAUAUGACAGGGUACUAAUGUUUGUUGAUUCUUGCACUUAAUUGGAUUUGUAAAGCACAGUUUUGUUAAUUGUUGGACUAAUAAUAUUUGCUUGUUAAUUCUAUAUUGUGUUAUUCAAAUUUGCAUUUUUUUUUCUCAUACAAGAUUUGUUGACAUAUACUUUUUAUUUCAUAUUUAUAUAAGAAAAAAAUAUAUUCCAAAAAUCUCUUUUAAAUUUGUAUUAUGAAGAUACUUCAAUUCAUGUGUGUAUUAGGUAAGUAUUAAUAAUUGUAACCUAUUCAGGAUAAACUGUCUUAACCUGAACAUUAAAUUCAAAUGUAAUUUUUAUUUUGUUAUUUUUGGAAUAAAAGUUCAACAAAUUGUGAAAUCAUAAUUUUCAAUUAAAAUUUAAGACCAAUGACAGAAAAACUGUUGAAGUCCUCAAAAAAUAAGUGGGUUCUUUAAGGAUUUUUUAAAAUAAUUUUUCUUUUUAAUAAACGUAAAGGAGACAAUU